Molecule: messenger RNA, 465 nt
Organism: Lithohypha guttulata
Lineage: Eukaryota; Fungi; Ascomycota; Eurotiomycetes; Chaetothyriales; Trichomeriaceae
Exons: 3
Coding region: 1-465 (154 amino acids)
Cellular component (GO): membrane; endomembrane system; endoplasmic reticulum
Source: RefSeq, a predicted model, not a curated record
AUGGCGCAACGACCAGCAGUAGAGCGGACGCAGACAAAUACAGGCAACCCUCUUACCUCGCCGAUGCCACAUAACUCAAACCCAAUGGAGAAACAAUUUGCGCCCAAAGUGCCUGUUGAGUUGAACGAGCCUAAGCAGGACCUGAUCAGCAAAGAGGAGCUGGCCAAAGCAAAUGGUACCGACCAUCCAGAAGGCAAGAUCUAUGUCGCGAUCAAGGGCGUGGUAUUUGAUGUGACCAGGAACAAGGCUUAUCAACCAGGAGGUUCCUACCAUGUGUUCGCCGGCAAAGAUCCUUCCCGUGCUCUCGCCUCAUCCAGCCUGAAAGCAGACGAAUGUGUCCCAGAUUGGUACGAUCUAGAAGAGGAGAAGAAGACGGUGCUGAACGACUGGUUCAAGUUUUUCAGCAAGCGAUAUGAUAUUGUUGGAAAGGUGGAUGGUGCAGACAACUUUGAUCCCUCGACGUGA